AUGGACUCUUACCGCGGAGACGAAAAACUCCCAUUCCUGAUCGUCGCCGUCUUCACCUCACAAAGUGUGAUGCUCGUUGCUCAUAGCUGCCACGCAGGUCGUGUCUGGGGCAUGCUCUCAAAGCCAUGGAAAAUGAUAGCACCAAUUUGCACAUUCAUGACUCUGGUGCGAUACAUCGGGUCCUUCAUCGCCGGAGCCUUCUACUUCAAGGUACACGAUAACGCGACUUUUCGAGCGCAGUUUGGACCAUUAUCAUGUCUAUCAUCGCCUGCGCCGCCUCGGUAG
Molecule: messenger RNA, 285 nt
Organism: Coprinopsis cinerea okayama7#130
Lineage: Eukaryota; Fungi; Basidiomycota; Agaricomycetes; Agaricales; Psathyrellaceae
Exons: 2
Coding region: 1-285 (94 amino acids)
Source: RefSeq, a predicted model, not a curated record